AUGCUGUGGAUUGCGGAGCUUACAGACCAACUAGCACCACCAAAAAGCCAACCGGCUAGCGGCGAAUGCGGAAGUUCUUCAAUUUUAAGUGGAGAAAAUAUUAACGUGUCCACCAAUACUUCCCGAAACACCUCCUCCUGGCAGAAAAACAUAGAACAAAGAAUACGGAAGCUAGAGGAAAUAUCGGCGCAGAACACUGUACUCCUGGAGCGGAUUAUUGACAUAUUGCAACCGAAGAAGAUUGAAUUAAUGAUAUUUCCUAUUAAAAACAUAAAUGAUUUAGCAUCUGCAGAGUCCUUGCUUUUGAAUAAGCCUGAGGCAGAAAUUGUGGCGUAUCUGAAGAAAAAAUUUUCAAAGAGGCCCCUAUCAAAAAUUUUGGAUGAAGUGAUUGCGGAGUCCCUGCUCUUAAAAGUGAAUUGGGAUGGAGCCAAAAAUAAAAUAAGUUUAUGA
Messenger RNA from Bactrocera tryoni, 450 nucleotides. RefSeq lists its product as uncharacterized. Lineage: Eukaryota; Metazoa; Arthropoda; Insecta; Diptera; Tephritidae. The record is from RefSeq and is a predicted model, not a curated record. The transcript is spliced from 4 exons. The coding region runs from base 1 to 450 and encodes 149 amino acids.